AAACAAUCUCUAGCUAGACACUAGCAGAACAAAUAAACCAGUCCGUGCACUCAGCAUCCCAGCUCCACGCUCUGUGCAGUUUCAAGGUCGGCAUACAAACCAAGCAGUAUGGGUAUGGCUCCAGCACGAGUUCUUGGAUUCGUGUCGCUCGCAGUCGCCUGCAUGCUGGCCAUCAUGGCCGCCGCUGGUGACGCCGCCACCAGCACUCCGUCGUCUCCGACGCCGACCACCGGAUGGCUGAAGGCGCAUGCCACGUUCUACGGCGGGGCCGAUGCCUCGGACACCAUGGGAGGGGCGUGCGGGUACGGGAACCUCUACUCCCAGGGCUACGGCACGCGGACGGCGGCUCUGAGCACGGUGCUCUUUCAGGAUGGGGCCUCAUGCGGCCAGUGCUACAAGAUUGCGUGCGACCGUAAGAAAGCCGACUCCAGGUUCUGCAAGCCCGGCGUCACAGUCACCGUCACGGCCACCAACUUCUGCCCCCCCAACUCGGCGCUGCCCGAGGGUGGCUGGUGCAAUCAGCAGCGCCCGCACUUCGACAUGGCGCAACCGGCUUUCGAGAAGAUCGGCGUCUACACCGGCGGCAUCAUCCCCGUCAUGUACAAGAGGGUUCCUUGUGUGAAGCGAGGUGGGGUGCGGUUCACAAUCAAUGGUCACGACUACUUCAAUCUCGUGCUCGUGACCAAUGUUGCAGGAGCUGGCUCCAUCAAGUCAAUGGACGUCAAGACCUCCAACUCCAAUAGUUGGAUAUCAAUGGCACGCAACUGGGGUGCGAACUGGCACUCUCUUGCUCACCUUACUGGACAGAUGCUCUCAUUUAGAGUAACGGACACGGAUGGACAAACUAUUGAAUUCACAAACGUUGUGCCACAAGGAUGGAAGUUUGGCCAAACAUUUGCAUCCAAGUUACAGUUCAAGUGAGCUCCGUACGUACAGGAUUUCCAAUGACCUAAAUAGUUGCGCACUUGUGGGAGUAUAUAUGAUUCAAAGACGCUCAAAAUGUAUGCAUGCAUGUAUGGAUCGGAGUUGCUGGAGUCGUACACUAUAUAUAUAUAUAUAUAUAUAUAUAUAUAUAUAUAUAUAUAUAUAUAUAUAUAUAUA
Sorghum bicolor (sorghum) is the source of this 1101-nucleotide messenger RNA. RefSeq names its product expansin-A24. The record is from RefSeq and is a predicted model, not a curated record. Gene Ontology annotation, cellular component: extracellular region. The transcript is spliced from 3 exons. Gene Ontology annotation, biological process: plant-type cell wall organization. NCBI's taxonomy places the organism in Eukaryota, Viridiplantae, Streptophyta, Magnoliopsida, Poales, Poaceae. Bases 109 to 921 code for a protein of 270 amino acids.